AACGUUGUUUCGUUGGCUCUUCUUUUCAACCUCGCCAAUGAUAUAAUUUCACCCGAAAGGGCAAAUUUUUGAUAGUAAAAACGUGCAUUGAAAUAACUAUAGCGAGAAAUGACUCAUUGUUGUGUACGGAAAAUGAAAUCUCGAUGAUGCAGAUAAGAAUGUAAUGUUAUUUGAUAUCAUUUUCAUAUAUAUAGAAGAUCGGAUUCGCGGAGGGUAUCAUUUCUGAAAAUCUUUUUCAACUGAGAAUACUUUUAUUGUGUAUAAAAAUGACUAUCGAGAAAAUUUUCGGUUUAAUUGUUUUUACGUUUGUAGUCAUGAAUUCUUGUGAGAUUGACGCGUUUAGGGUUAGCAAUUAUUUCAAGGAUUUGCAAGCUUCGGAAGCUGAUUCGGAUACGUAUUUGACGCCGUUGCAAAUCGUCAGAAAAAAUGGAUACCCAGGCGAAGCACAUAUUGUCGAAUCCCAAGACGGGUAUUUAUUGGAAUUGCACAGAGUACCUUAUGGAAAAGCCGGACCAGGAAUCAACAAAAGGAUUCCAGUGUUUUUACACCAUGGUUUACUCUGCUCCUCGAUGGAUUGGGUGAUCAAUGGACCUAAUAAAUCAUUAGCUUACAGGUUGGCUGACGAAGGAUACGAUGUAUGGCUCGCUAACGCGAGAGGAAAUACUUUCUCGAGAGGUCAUGUCAAAUACUCUCCUCAACAAAGAGAAUUUUGGGAUUUCAGUUUUCACGAAAUGGGUAUCUACGACGUACCUGCAGCUAUAGAUCAUAUUUUAGCGACCACUGGUGAAGAACAAUUAGUCUAUAUUGGACAUUCUUUGGGAACAACUGUAUUUUACGUGAUGGCUAGUACUUUACCCGAAUAUAGUAAAAAAAUCAAGUUCCAUAUUAGCAUGGCUCCAGUAACGGCGAUUCCUCAUACAACCUCAGCUUUUAGAUUACUGGUUCCUUAUGCUCAGACGAUCCACGAUAUGUCAGACUGGUACAACAAAGGAGCCUUUUUAGAGCACGAUUUAAUGACCAAGAUUUUCAUGAAAAUUUUCUGCGGUACAAAGAUCUUCACCACUGAUGUUUGCGAAAAAUACAUAAUCUUCAGUUUCUUUGGAAAAGAUCCAGAUCAAUUUAAUAGCAGCUUGGUACCAGUGAUUUCGAGCAAUGUGCCUGCAGGAACAUCGGGUAAAAAUAUGAUCCAUUGUUCGCAACUCAUCAGCAGUGGUACAUUCUCUUACUACGAUUACGGAAAAGCUGAAAAUAUCAAAAGAUACGGAGCUGUGAUUCCUCCCAAAUACAACAUGAGCAAGAUCAGUAUACCUGUUAAAGUGUACUACGGUGAAAAUGAUGUUCUAUCAACUCCCAUCGAUACGAAAUUAAUGUACCAGAAAAUCCCUAAACCAUUGGGUCUGGUACGAGUCAACUUCGAUAAAUUCAACCACGUAGAUUUCUUAUGGGCCAAGGAUGUAAAUAGGCUUUUGAACGACGAACUGAUCGAAUUCAUUCACAACUCGACCGAUCAUUUCAGUGGAAUUGACUUCAUUCGAGAUACGGUUAUGCAAGCUUUGGAUACCAGACGUAAAACUCCUCCUCCAGUCAACGUACCUUUCGAUGAAAAAUCAUUUUUCACCACGGUUGGAAAUGAAAUCAGUGGAUUCUCUUCGUUACCCAUGGACGCGACUGAUUUAGCCAAGUAUCCCAAAUUCGUGCAAGAGAAAGCUUUUCUGGGAGUGAAACAAGUUACAAAAGAAAUUGAUAGCGCUAUAAAAACUGCCAACAGUGCUAUGGAAAGUGCCAUAUCAGACAGUAUCAAACAAGUUCAAAUUCACGGAGACAAAUUCCGAUCGACCGUGGAAGAUACUGGAAAUAAAGUUAGUCAAACUGUCAGCGAACAAAUCGCCAAUGCUCAGAAUGCGGUUGAAAAAAGUACCAAAGAAUUAGAAAGACAGAUCAGAGAAUCGAUAGAAAAGCUAGGAAAAAUACUAACGUAAUUUAGUUCUUAGAAAAUAUGAUUUCUAAUACUUCGUUUUGCUAGUCUAUUUUACUUAAAAAGUAAUGGAGAGGGAUGUGAUAUACCUAUCUAGUUCAGUACAUUUUGAGGCACAUUUUUUAUGCUAAUUAUGUACAUGCUUUCAUUUUCCAGUAGGUACUUACUUUUUGUAUUUUUUUUUUCUAAAUUUGAAAAUAGAUCCGGUUAGGUAAACAACAUUAGGUUGAUUUUUACAAACUAAAAUUGAAUUUUUCUUAGGUUCAAAAAGACUGAUAAUUUACAUUAUUUUAAAUUUUUUUAAAAAUACUAAUAAAUGAAAUAAAACAUUGAAGUGUACCUGCUAUAAAUUAUCUAUAAUUCUAUGUACCUACCUAAGUAUCUACCUAUAACUAGACUAGGUCAUUUCUGUACAAAUUUUUAUACGAUUUCAAAAAUAAAUGUUUUAUGUAAAAA
Molecule: messenger RNA, 2431 nt
Organism: Planococcus citri (citrus mealybug)
Lineage: Eukaryota; Metazoa; Arthropoda; Insecta; Hemiptera; Pseudococcidae
Product: lipase member J-like
Exons: 9
Coding region: 267-1979 (570 amino acids)
Biological process (GO): lipid metabolic process
Source: RefSeq, a predicted model, not a curated record